AUGGCAGCUCUUAAAGAUGACGUAGCACAAGCGCACGGUCUAGCUGGAACUGUGCCGCUGGAACAGGCCAAAAAUGUUCAGGUCCAGAGUAUCGCAGCCCUGAAAGACGUGGUCUUCGGCUCAACGGCUGGUGUAUUGGGAAAGUUCAUUGAGUAUCCCUUCGACACUGUCAAGGUCCGGCUACAAUCGCAAAACGCUCAAUCUGGGCAUGCGCGGCUUCAUGGUCCGCUCGACGCAUUUGCAGCCGCCUUCCGUGCACCUGAGGGACCUCUGAUCAAUCUGUACCGAGGUAUCAGCGCACCUUUGGUCGGAGCGGCCGUCGAGACCUCGUGCCUUUUCUUCAGCUACCGACUAGCACAGGAUGCCGUCGCAUCAUUAUUGCCGUCUCUCCAGCAACAAAAUGAGAGCCAGAAGGACAAAGUCCAGCUGCCAUUCGUCUAUCUGUUGGCAUGCGGUGCAGCAUCUGGAGCCUUUACUUCCCUCGCACUUACGCCUAUCGAACUAGUCAAGUGCAAGAUGCAAGUACCGACAACAUCAGCCGGCCAGUUGCUGAAGUCGCCCAGUAUUUUGCAAAUCAUAGGGAAUGUUUUCCGGACACAUGGUUUAUUGGGCUUCUGGCAUGGCCAGCUCGGCACCUUGAUCCGCGAGACUGGCGGCUCCGCAGCCUGGUUUGGCUCGUAUGAAGGCGUCAAGAUGUUGUACUUCAAGUACGACUCUUCGCUUCACAAGCCUGAGGAUGUGAAAGUAUGGCAGCAAAUGACGGCAGGUGCAGUCGCAGGCAUGCUUUAUAACUUUGCCUUCUAUCCUGCUGAUACCAUCAAGAGUCGAAUGCAGACAGAAGAGGUUGGGAUCGCGAAGAAAGGAACGUUCCUGGGCAUUGGGAAAGAUCUCUGGAAGCAGUCUGGCGUGCGGGGUUUCUAUAGAGGUUGUGGGAUCACGGUUUUUCGGGCGGCGCCGAGCUCUGCCAUCAUUUUCAGCGUCAUGGAAGGGCUACGAAAACAUUUGGGAUGA
This is a messenger RNA of Cyphellophora europaea CBS 101466, 1011 nucleotides long. RefSeq lists its product as uncharacterized. The record is from RefSeq and is a predicted model, not a curated record. Gene Ontology annotation, biological process: mitochondrial L-ornithine transmembrane transport. Bases 1 to 1011 code for a protein of 336 amino acids. NCBI's taxonomy places the organism in Eukaryota, Fungi, Ascomycota, Eurotiomycetes, Chaetothyriales, Cyphellophoraceae. Gene Ontology annotation, molecular function: L-ornithine transmembrane transporter activity. The transcript has a single exon.